Messenger RNA from Bombus pyrosoma, 2524 nucleotides. Its product is annotated as tetratricopeptide repeat protein 27. The record is from RefSeq and is a predicted model, not a curated record. NCBI's taxonomy places the organism in Eukaryota, Metazoa, Arthropoda, Insecta, Hymenoptera, Apidae. Gene Ontology annotation, molecular function: protein binding. The coding region runs from base 131 to 2518 and encodes 795 amino acids. The transcript has 8 exons.
AAAAUGUAUAAAACCGCUGUAUUAAAUAUUUUUCUUAUAUUGUGAAUAUCUGUGUCAGUAUAAUUAUUGACUUCCGAUUGUGAAUAAUAUACAAGCUUUACCACGUGUCGUCAAGUAACACGUCGCAAUAAUGAAUCUUUCAAAUGCAAAAAAAACAAUAAAUGAAGAAAUCGAAAUUUCAUUAUUAAUAAAUGUCGUUAACAAUGACGGUCAUAACCUGCCUAUUUGUGUGCAACAUAUAUUAAAUGGAAAUUAUAAAGAUGUCAUAAAUAAUAAGUUAUCUUCAAAUCUAAUUCAAGAGUUGAAUAAUAGCAAUAAUGUUUCCGAAUUAAUACAUGACGAUAUAGAAAAAACAGACUCGCAUGAUUCUUGGCUAUGCACAGGCAUAGCUUCUUUACUAUAUUUUAUUCAACAGAAUUGGACAGGUCCACAAAUUGAAAAAGAUAUUGAAUGGCAAAAAAUUAAUGAAGAGAAUAUACUUAGAAAUUUAUCGUUACACGAUGAAUGUAAUGCAAAUGUUAAAAUGUCAGAUCUUCUUUACUUUUCUAAGAUGAUAUUCUCAAAUGAAAUUCUACAAAAUGCUUAUAAAAGUUGUAUAUGGUGGUUAUUUAGAGCAAAUCUUUUACAUCAACUUAUACUAAAUGAAAGUUCCGGUACAAUAUUUGAUGAGACUGAACAGUUGAUUCAGAAAAUCGAUGAUUUGCAAAUGUUGAAAGAAAAUUUGUGUUGCGAAACAUUAUUUUAUAUUGAAGCUGCACAAUUUUAUUUUUAUUAUAGGAGAAUUCAAAAUUCAGAAAAAUAUGUUAAACUUGCUCAGGAAGGAGCGAAAUUAAGCUUAAAUCUUGAAGGUGCAUUAGGUAAACGUACAAAAUAUCAAGAAGACAAGGCACAACUAUUUUUAGGAAUAACUUUAGAAAAGGAACAGUUUCCUUCUAGAUAUUGUGAAAAUUUACCAAAAUCUUUGGAUUUGAAUGAUGAUAUUAGAUUAGAACAUAUUCAAUUUUCAACAAAUAUAGAAAAUACACAAUUAGGAGCAGUAGAAGAAGCUAUUGUAUUAGCAAAAUACAUUCAAUUACAGUUAUCGCAACCAAAGGAUAAAUUAACAGAUGAAGAAGUAACACCUUAUUUAACUGUUGUGGUAAAUAAUACAAGAAAUUGGUCCUUAAAAAUGGCAUCUCUAUAUCAUCGAUGUUCUUUAGAAUCUGAGGAUAAACGAACUGUUGAACGAUCAAUGAUACAAAUGGAAUAUUUAAUACAUGAACUAAACAAGUCAAAAAUCUGUGUUGCAAACAGAAUGGACCUAUUCUUUGCCAGUGGUCUUAAGCCAGUUUGGGCUUUAGAACAAAUGUGGGCACAAUUGAUGCUAAGUGUUGGAUUAGUAAAGGGUGCUUUGGAUAUUUUUUUGAAGAGCAAACUAUGGGAAGAAGCUAUUGCUUGUUACAACAUAUUACAGCUAAGACAUAAAGCAGCAGAAAUUAUUCAGCAAGAAAUAUCUAAAAAACCAUCAGUUCAAUUAUGGUGCUUAUUAGGUGAUGCAACUCAAGAACCUAGUUGUUAUGAAACAGCAUGGGAACUAUCUAAUAAAAAAAGUAGUCGAGCUCAAAGACAUUGGGGAUUCUUUUAUUUUUCCAAAAAAAAUUAUGAGGAAGCUAUACCACAUUUAAAAUUAUCAGUUGAAUUAAAUAACAUUCAAGAAAAUGUUUGGAUUAGACUUGGAUUUGCUGCUUUACAAGUGGAAGAUUGGAAAUUGGCAGCAACAGCAUAUAAACGUUAUUGUGCACUAGAGCAAACGACAUUUGAGGCUUGGAAUAAUUUAGCAAAAGCUUAUAUAAACCUAGGUGAUAAAGUAAAAGCUUGGAAAUCUCUUCAAGAUGCUUUAAAGUGCAACUAUGAUCAGUGGCAAGUUUGGGAUAAUUUAAUGGUUGUUAGCAUUGACUUAGGACAUUUUUCAGAAGUAAUUCGAUGUUAUCAUCGCAUUUUAGACUUGAAAAAUCACCAUUUAGAUGUUCAAAUUCUUGAUAUACUUACUGAUGCUGUAUUAAACAAUGUAAAUGAUUCAGAUGGAAAGUCUGCACAAAAAUUACUUCCAAAAGUUUUAGAAUUAUUUGGAAGAAUUACUUCAUUUAUACCUAAUAAUUCUGAUGUUUGGAGAAUGUAUGGACAACUUACUUUCCUUAAAAAAACUGAUAUUGAUAAUGACAAAGCACUACACUAUUUACACCAAGCACAUCGUAUUGCUGUAUCAGAUCCCAAAUGGCUUUUACAAGAAGAAUCAGUUCAGAAAGUAUUACAAUUGUGUUGUAUGUUAGCAGAAAUGUAUUUGCAAUAUGUUUCCAAUUGUGAACCUAAGAAAAAAAGAACACUGUUAGCAAGUGCAAAAUUAUCUCUUCAGGGAAUUGUGAAAAAAGUUAAAGAUAAAGAGUGGAAUAUUGAAAAGAUUUGUACAUCUGUAGAAAAAGUUGAAAAAUAUUUAAAUAUUGUAAUAAUUGAAUUAGAAAAAAUAAAAUUGAUAAAUUGAAGAAUA